GAAAAAAAAUGAGCAUUUACUAUUUAUGGUUAAUGAACUGGGGUAGGUGUACCUUGGUAAAAGAAAGCACAACGCUACCAUUGUCACUGUCAACGCGUCGGUUACAGAGCGCAAGAACCUGGGUUGAGUUGAAGUCGUGCGCUUUGAGUUCUGAAUUCUGAAUCUGACCACCAAAGUACACAGUCUUUAGGAUCCGAAGGACAACCACAAGAUCCUCACUUUUGUAUCCUUUGAUUUUGUUCAGACAGCGACAUGUUCCCUUCUUCUUCGUAAGCUCUAGCAUCAUCUUCAUGUCUAUUCUGUGUCUCCCUGCAGAGUGAGAAACCCAAAUGGCAAUUGUAGUUGAAGACUUCUUCAAGGAGAGGAAAUACCCUUUCAUUUUCACUCUCUUAAUCUUGUUCAUUUGUGUCGCGUUCUUCCUCUUCAGCUUCUCCAACACCACCUCAAAUCCUGUUGCUUUCUAUUCUGUUAUCCAACACCAAGCACCUCCUCAUCAUGCUUCAAAACCGAAAGAGCAAGAGCUUCCUCUAAAGGUGACCAAUGUCACAGCUGAUGAAGACCAAGGUUUGCCCCCAGAGGAGGAUGCUGUGACCAUUGAUUGGAAGCUGUGUGAGGACCCGCAGAAUGUUGAUUUUAUACCAUGUUUGGAUAAUUUUGUGGCCAUUAAGGCUCUUAAGUCGAGGAGGCACAUGGAGCACAGGGAAAGACAUUGCCCUGAGACCAGUCUUCACUGCUUGUUGCCUCUCCCCAAAGGGUAUAAAGCCCCGGUUCCGUGGCCUAAGAGCAGGGAUAAGAUUUGGUAUGAUAACGUUCCUCAUCCAAAGCUGGUGGAGUACAAGAAAGAUCAGCACUGGGUAGUAAAGUCUGGAGAAUAUCUGGUUUUUCCAGGUGGUGGUACUCAAUUCAAAGAUGGAGUAGAUCAUUACAUUGAGUUCAUACAGAAGACAUUACCAGCAAUUAAAUGGGGAAAGCAUACCAGGGUUGUUCUAGAUGUUGGCUGUGGUGUUGCUAGCUUUGGUGGCUAUUUGCUGGACAAAAAUGUUAUUACUAUGUCAUUUGCCCCAAAGGAUGAACAUGAAGCUCAGAUACAGUUUGCCUUGGAACGAGGAAUCCCUGCAACUCUUUCAGUCAUUGGAACACAAAAGUUGACUUUUCCUGAUAAUGGCUUUGAUUUGAUCCAUUGUGCACGGUGUAGGGUUCACUGGGAUGCAGAUGGUGGGAAGCCCUUGUAUGAGCUCAAUAGGAUUCUUAGACCUGGUGGUUUCUUUGCAUGGUCUGCAACACCAGUCUACCGAGAUGAUGAAAGAGAUCAGAAAGUAUGGAAUGCCAUGGUGGAUAUAACAAAAGCCAUGUGCUGGAAGGUUGUGGCUAAGGCUCAUGAUUCUUCUGGAAUUGGACUUGUUAUAUACCAGAAGCCCACCUCAUCUUCUUGCUAUGAGAAACGUAAAGAGAACAAUCCACCUCUAUGUGAAAAUGGAGAUGGGAAGAACAGCUCAUGGUAUGCGAGGCUCAAUAAUUGUCUUACUCCUCUUCCGGUCGAUGAUAAGGGUAAACUGCAGAGCUGGCCCAAGUCUUGGCCCCAGAGGCUUACCAGUAAGCCACCUAGCUUACCUACUGAUUCAGUUUCCAAAGACAAGUUCUUCAAGGACAGCAAACGCUGGUCUGAAUUAGUUUCAGAUGUUUAUGUGAAAGCUCUUCCUAUAAAUUGGUCAAGUGUUCGAAAUGUAAUGGACAUGAAUGCUGGUUAUGCAGGAUUUGCUGCUGCUCUCGUUGAUCUUCCAGUGUGGGUGAUGAAUGUAGUACCUAUUGAUGUGCCUGAUACUCUUAGUAUUAUAAUGGACAGAGGGUUUAUAGGAAUGUAUCAUGAUUGGUGCGAGUCCUUUAGUACCUAUCCUCGCACAUACGAUCUUCUUCACUCUAGCUUUCUGUUCAAAUAUCUUGAGCCAAGAUGUGACAUUUUAGAUGUGGCUGUGGAGAUUGAUCGCAUACUGAGACCAAAUGGAUAUCUCGUGGUUCACGAUUCAAUGGAGAUACUUAACAAGCUCACUCCAAUUUUUAGUUCACUUCACUGGUCUGUAACGUUGCAUCAGGAUCAGUUUCUUGUAGCUAGGAAGGGUUUCUGGCGACCUACGAGCUCUUCAGACUGAAUGUACAUUGGGUUAUGAACAUGAAGAAAUCUUCAAUCACCAUGGAUUAUAUAUAUCAGUAUAUUCUGGAUAAAAGGUUGGUGCAAAAUGAAUGAAUUUCAAGAAAGGAAUAUUGUAUCCGACAAGUAAUCUUGUCCGAGUGUGAAAUUUGUUAGCCAUACAUUUAUUUAUAGUAAUAGUAAUACGGAGGACUUUUGUUUUUCUGAUAUAUUUUCUUUUCCGGAUACUCAUGCUGUGAUACGAGUUUACCAUAACUUUGGCAUGCACAGUUAUGUGCAAGCUGUACUCUGUCAGGAAUCAUAUACUAAUGCUAUGAUCCUUCUGUGUCUA
This is a messenger RNA of Vigna unguiculata (cowpea), 2477 nucleotides long. RefSeq names its product putative methyltransferase PMT23. Gene Ontology annotation, molecular function: methyltransferase activity. The record is from RefSeq and is a predicted model, not a curated record. Gene Ontology annotation, cellular component: cytoplasm; endosome; trans-Golgi network. NCBI's taxonomy places the organism in Eukaryota, Viridiplantae, Streptophyta, Magnoliopsida, Fabales, Fabaceae.